This is a messenger RNA of Linderina pennispora, 354 nucleotides long. RefSeq lists its product as uncharacterized. NCBI's taxonomy places the organism in Eukaryota, Fungi, Kickxellomycota, Kickxellomycetes, Kickxellales, Kickxellaceae. Bases 98 to 313 code for a protein of 71 amino acids. The record is from RefSeq and is a predicted model, not a curated record. The transcript has a single exon.
CAAUGGCAUCUGUGCUCCUUUAUUUCGAAACAGACUAUUAUGAGACACUUCAAAUUUUCUGUAUGUCAAUAGCAAAAGGUCUUGCGUUGUGCGAUGGAUGCGGAGAAGAAUGCACGCACUUGCAGCGAAAAAGGAGAGGUGCCUGAAAUUGACGCCUGCUGUGGUAAACAAAAAAGCCCUGGUUUUCUGUUCCUGUUUUAGAGUUGCUAGUGUGUGUGCCGAUUGUAGGCGGAAUGUUGUGAUUUCAGUCGGGCGGGCUUGGGAGGGAGAAUUCACUCUUGGCACUGGAGCAAUAUUGCAGGCAAAGCCGUAGCUGCCAGGUUUUGCUACAGCAGCGCCUGCCGGCCCUAAAAU